This is a messenger RNA of Corylus avellana, 3603 nucleotides long. Lineage: Eukaryota; Viridiplantae; Streptophyta; Magnoliopsida; Fagales; Betulaceae. The record is from RefSeq and is a predicted model, not a curated record.
AUGGAUGCGGGUAAGGAUUAUAUUGGGCCAUGGCUGUGUAUUGGUGACUUUAAUAUGAUUUUAUCUCAAUCUGAAAAAUACGGUGGACGACCUUAUGCAUGCUCCUCUAAUGACCCAUUCCAUAGUUUUCUGGAUUCUUUUGGUAUGAUUGAUCUAGGGUUCUCUGGUAAUCCUUUCACUUGGUCUAAUAAACGACAAGGUCAUAGACUUAUUAAGGAGCGUCUUGAUCGAGGAAUUGCAAAUUCUCACUGGAUUCAUCUAUUUCCUCACUUCUCUGUUCAGCAUCUCCCUGCGUAUUCUUCUGAUCACAAUCCAAUCAUCUUGGAUACAGCUCCUUCAAAUUUAUUCUUACCUAGACCUUUUAGGUUUGAAGAAUUUUGGACCUAUGAUUCUUCUUGUGGUUCGCAACUUGAUUUCAUUCAGCAGUCUGUUCCUUCUUCUCAAUCUCGUGACUUAGAAGAAAAUUUUCAGAAAACUCUGGAUGAUCUGCUUAUUCAAGAAGAAUCUCUGUGGAUGAAUAAAUCUAGAGAACUUUGGCUUACUUGUAAAGAUUUGAACACGAAGUUCUUCCAUACUUCAACUAUUAUCAAAAGACGGAGGAAUGCUAUUGACUUCUUAAAAAUGCCUUCUGGGAACUGGACUGCCGAUAGAUCUGAUAUUGGUAAUUGCUUUACCUCUCAUUUCAAGAAUUUAUUUUCAUCUUCUGUUCCUACCUUAGAUGAAGAUUUAUUAUCUUUGUUUGAUAAUUGUAUCUCUCCUGAGGAAAAUGAUACUAUCUGUGCUAUUCCUUCGGAAGAAGAGAUUUUCUCUAUCUUAUCCAGUAUUGGUUCCACAAAAGCUCCUGGCCCUGCUGGGUUUACUGCACUCUUUUAUAAGAAAUAUUGGAGCACGGUGAAAGAUGUAGUGCUUGCAAGCAUAUGGGAUUUUUUUGGGAAAAACCAUCUCCUAAAACAACAAAAUCACACUUUUAUUGCUCUCAUUCCCAAACGAUUGGAGGCAUCUUCUGUGGAUCAAUUUAGACCUAUUAGCUUGUGUAAUAUUAUCUACAAGAUCAUCUCCAAGCUCCUAGCCAAUCGGUUCAAAGGUUUGCUUCAUCUCUUCAUUUCUCCUUAUCAAUCUGCCUUUGUUCCUUCUAGGAAUAUUCAAGAUAAUACUAUUUUGGCUCAUGAACUUCUCUACUCUCUCAACUCUAAGAAAGGGCGAGGUGGACUUAUGGCUAUAAAAAUUGAUAUGGAAAAAGCCUUUGAUCGAAUGGAAUGGAAAUUUCUUCUAGAUAUUCUAGCAAAGCUUGGGUUUAAUUCUACUUGGAUCAACUGGAUUCGAAUCUGCAUUACUUCUCCCUCAUUCUCCAUUCUCAUCAAUGGAAGCCCAUUUGGUCUUUUCAGCCCAGCCAGAGGGCUUCGUCAAGGGGACCCCUUAUCCCCCUUUUUAUUUAUUCUUGGCACAGAAGUCAUCUCUCGGCUUCUCCUUCGCCAAGAAUCUCAUGAUCUUCUUAAAGGAAUCAAAAUUGCUCGUAAUUGCUCCCCAAUUACGCAUCUCUUGUUUGCGGAUGAUCUUAUUGUUUUUGCUAAAGCCACUUCUGCAGAAGCAGUUAUUAUCAAAUCAUGCUUGGAUAAAUACUGCCUUUGGUCUGGACAGGCUAUCAAUAGUUCUAAAUCUUCGGUCCACUUUAGCAAAAACACUGCUGCCUCCACUAUCACCAGUAUCCAGGGAAUAUUCCCAUACAAAUCGGCUUCGGCUACUUCUAAAUACCUUGGUCUUCCUCUCUUCUUUGGUAGAUCCAAAAAGGCAGCUUUUCAGGAUAUCUUAGAUAAAGUUUCUGGCAAGAUAGAGGGUUGGCGAGCUAAAACUUUGUCUCAAGCUGGACGCUCAGUGCUAAUUAAAUCGAUUGCAGCUACAAUUCCUUCUUAUGCUAUGAGCACUUUUCUUCUUCCUGCCUCUUUGUCUGCUUCCCUUGAUAGGUCUUUCAAAAACUUUUGGUGGGGGUUUCCAAAGGAUAAAGCAAAAAAUCUCUCAUUGAAAUCAUGGAGCUCUAUUUGUCUUCCAAAAAAUGUAGGAGGUCUUGGAUUUCGUCGUAUGCAUGCUUUUAAUUUGUCUCUAUUAGCCAAGCUGGGAUGGAAAUUGCUCUCAAACUCUGAUUGUCUCUGGGUAAAGCAACUUCAGAAUAAAUAUAUCAAGUAUGGGAAUUUUGUUUCCUCCCCCAAUCCCUCUUCUGCCUCCUGGUUCUGGAAAGGUAUUCAAAAAAUUAAACCGUAUAUUUCAGUGGGAGCUUGUUUAAAGGUUUCAAGGUCAUCUUCCAAUUCUAUCUGGUCUUCAAAUUGGAUCCCUACUAUUCCUUCUUUCAAGCCUAUGCCCAAAUUCCCCAACAAUCGCAAUCUGCCAUCUCUUCAAAUUAAGGAUCUUAUUAAUCCUUUUUCCUGUAAUUGGAAGUUUUCUUCCAUUCAUGCUUUGUUUGAUCCUGUUUCAGCUCAUGAAAUUCUUAAAAUUCGCAUUUCAUCAGAUCCCGAGACAAAGUAUAUAUGGACUCCUUCCACUUCAGGAUGUUUCUCGACUUCAUCAGCCUAUCAUUUUAUUUCUGACUGCUUUUCCAAUAUAGAUCCUUCCUCUAUUUGUUGGAAAUCUUUAUGGAAGCUUAAUAUCAAUGACAGGCUCCAAUUGUUUUUGUGGAAAAUAGCUUGGAAUAUUCUUCCGACUAAGGAGAGAUUAAGUCAAUUGUUUCCUUCCAUUGCUGAUACUUCUUGUCCUCUUUGUAAAGUGGCCACAGAUUCCAUGCAUCAUUUAUUUUUCAAAUGUGUUUUUGCUCGUGUUGUCUGGCGAAAUUCUUUCUGGCCUUUGGACUCGACAGCUUUCAAUUUCUCUUCAAUGGAGGAAUGGAUAAAUUUGAUUAUUUCUCCAGGCAGAUAUCUCGGUAUCCCUAGAGAGGACUGUCAUAAGUUCCAAAUCUUUGCCUCUGUGGCAUGUGACAUCUUAUGGUUCUACAGAAACAAAGCUUUUCAUGACAAUUCUGUCUUUGAUGUUCGUAAUGUCUCAGCUCAUAUUAAUAAAAUCUCACUCGAGCAUUAUCAAGCUUGGCAUCCAGAUACACAGGUUUCAACAGAAAAUUGGAUUACCCCUCCAAAUCUCUGGUUCAAGAUUAAUUUUGAUACUGUCAUCCGGGACUCUUUCUCAUGUCAGGCAGCAGUUUGUCGUGAUUCUAAAGGCCAUAUUAUUGCAAUGAUCUCCCAGAUCAGUCCAUCAUGCUCUCCAAAUUUGGGAGAAGCCUUGGCAGCCCGUCUUGCGGUUUCCUUAGCAUCUUCGCUUCGUCUUGAUCGUUUUAUACUAGAAGGAGAUUCUGAAGUGGUUAUUCUAGCUCUUCGUCAUUUAGAUUCUUCUCCAGACUGGAGUAUCUCUUCUGUCAUCUCUGAUAUUUUAGACUCUAUUCCCUUUGCUUCCUCUUGGGAAGCUAGAAAGGUUCACCGAAGUGCAAACUUCAGUGCCGACUAUUUGGCACGUUGGGUCGCAGCCAGAUCUCACUCUGGCAGCAUUCCCUUUUCCUCUUCCCCUUUCAAUUCUUCUACGAUUGUUAGCGGAGAGGAACAUAAUCUUUCUGUUUGUUUGUUGUAG